Messenger RNA from Apis cerana (Asiatic honeybee), 10222 nucleotides. RefSeq names its product LIM domain-binding protein 2 Chi (gene Chi). The record is from RefSeq and is a predicted model, not a curated record. NCBI's taxonomy places the organism in Eukaryota, Metazoa, Arthropoda, Insecta, Hymenoptera, Apidae.
UUUUAUCCUGGAAACGAUUCAAACGUUUAACACACGUCGUAAAUUCUUGAGAAUCUACGAUACACACAUGCGAUCUGUAUACUUCCAAUUUCCCAAUCGAAUCCCAAAAUCGUGAAAACGCGGCAACAACGGUACAUUGGCAAAGAAACGUGAAAGUUGUGGAAAACGUAAAAAGAAGAGGAAGAAGAAGAAGAAGAAGAAGAAAGGGAAGGGGGGACGAAAAAAACAAAAGGGUUCUCGAGAGCGGCAGGGGUGGCAAUACGAUGCGAGCGAGGCUCGGGCAUGGGAAGGCAAGGUAACGCAAGGUAAGGCGAGUCCCACGUCGUGUUGCGUGGACACCGGGCAUCGGGCGCUCACGUGGCUCCCCACCUUUCGAUUCGUGUGCGUGAGCCUGCUCCCUUCCGACGCUCCUUUCGCCGUGGCUUCGGUUCAGCUUCCCCCACCCGAGAUCCUCGCGUGGCUCUCCCCCUCCAUCGGUGCCGCUCUGUCCUCGAAAGCUCGAGUGCGAUUGCAGCGCCGCCACGCCUGCCGCUCCGCAGUAACGCGAUUGCUCUCGUCGAGUGUAAAACCCGUUCGCGGAGAGUGCUUCGCUCGUUACUUCGUGACACGCAACGCGCGUUGUCCCGCGUUCGUGUCUCCUCCCUCUCUCUGUUCCUUCGUUUCCCUCUCUCCUGUGUCUGUUUCUUUCUCCGUCUGUUUCUUUGGUGUCGAUCGGCGCGCACUGCGACUUGGAGAGUGUUCAGUGGUCGGUCUCGCGAUAGUUCGGUGCUCGGUCGAACCACGUUUUUUCUCUCUCUCUCUCUCUUUCUCUCUCUCUUUCUCUCUCUUUCUCUGUCUGUCCGUCUCUGUCUCUCUCCCUCUCUGUCUCUGUCUCUCUCUCUCGCUCUCUCUCGCUCGCUCGCUCUUUCUUCUUCACCACGAUUGAAUCAGAAUCAGACGAGAGGAGCAAUCGCAUUCGGUUGAAAAGUUAGGAAUCGAGUUUAGUCUUUUUUUUUUUCGGAGUUGUUGUGUGCGAAAGGAGCCGCGCGUCCCUUGUCCGUGACUGUGGGAGCGACACAGCGGUGGACUCGGAGAGUCGAAAGCGUCGUCGUGACACGGACUAUGCCGAAACGCGGCCAUCCAAUUGGGAAGCAGCGUGGUCGCGCUGGCCUGGUGUUUGGGUCGCCUAGCGGCGACUGAGUCCUGUUACGGGAUGCUAAAAGUUCCCGCGGGAGUCGGUGGCGAGCGUUGGCUGAAAGAGGAGAAGAGGAAGAAGAAGAAGGCAGGCAGGAUGGGCGGGAGACGAGGUGUGCUGGUCCGCGACGUAGGUGCGCAUCGCGACGCCGACGACGUGACGGCCACGUGCCCCCGCGGAUAUCUCGUUGGCUGUUGCCACUAACUGCUCUAUGCAACGUACGUAGUCGAGCGAAACGGUGACCGUGUACAGCCGUGUCGUUUUCAACGGCGUGUCGUUAUAAAAAAAAAAAAAAAAAAAACAAGAUAGUGUGUGAUUCUUAGAUAGAUGGAAUAUAGAGUGUGACGGUGAUAUUGGAAUAUAUAUAUAUAUAUAUAAUUUUCGCUUCGUAUCAAGUGCACAAGUGACUUCGAGAAGGAUCUUUCUCUCUUUCUUUCUCUCUUGGUGUUCAUCGAUAUUAUUCGCAGGCUCGUGAAAGGAGAAUCGUCAAGUUGUUGGAUAUUUUAGUGGGUGCGAGAACGGGUGUUCUUCCCUGAUACAAAUAAUUCGUCGAUAAAUAGAUAGAUAGAUAAUAGAAUCGAAUUUGCCGCCGGUGAGGGGAGAAGAGAGGACGAGUUGUCAUCACGGGAUGUUGAUGAUUCGUAGUCCCGCGCGAAAAAAAAAUAUCGUAUUGUGGAAUAUCGACUUGAAACUCGAAACGCUCGAGGUACCUACCGUGUUCCUUCCGUCCGAACCGAAGCUACGUGGUUGCUCCAAGAAUUUACACACCGGCACACAAGUCGAGAAGUUACCGUGAAGUGUUGUGAUUCUUUGGCCACGGUGAAUUCCAUUCGCAGUGAUUAAACGAGGUUUCGAGUGGGAACCAGUUCGUUGCUACUACUAUUACUACUACUAUUACUACUACUACUACUACUACUGCUACUACGUUAAACGCGAGGAGGGACUAUUUGCCGGUAAUCGGAGGCGAAAAAUACGACGGAGUCGAUAAACUCGACUCGGUGGUGGUGGUGGUGGUGGUGGUUGGUGGUGUUGGUGGUGGUGAUCGAAGAAGAAACCGGAGAACAGUGCAACUAAACUAGGCGCCGCGAGGCUGAGGAAGAAGGGAGAGGAAAAAGGAGAACCGAAAAGAAGAAAAAAGAGCAACGCUGGAGAGCAGCAUUUCGAAUUGAAAUCUUUCAAAGAAGAGGAGCGAUAGAUCGUCGGUUAUCGUGGUCGAGAAGGAGGGAACGACGGAAGGAAAGUCUCGGCUCGAGAAAUUCCCGCGCUUGUACCCCGAUCAUCAGGCCGACGGGAGUUCGAGGAGAGGGUGAAGGGCGUCGUGGAGGGGGGAGUGAUGCCGGUGAGGGUGGCACAGCGCCCCCCAGGUGGAAUACCACUGCACGCCGGCGUGCCGGUAGCGCCCAGCAGCGUAACCGCCUCCGGUCCGUCGGGCCGGUGCCUCGGGGGCCCGGCAGCGCCCCCCGCCGGCUCGCCACCGCUGCCGCCCUCCUUGCAAUCGCUCGGCGGCGGUGUGAGCAACGCGAACAGCGCCGCUGGCGCGGCCAGCAACGGGUCCAGCAACGGUAACACCGGGAACACCGGCAGCAUAGUUGGGAACAACACUGGUCAGGGGGGGAUCGCGACCCAAGCCCUCGGCGGCGUCACAACGACGAGCGGCGUCACCACGAAUCCCUUGCAGGCGAUGGCGUCGGCGGCGGCCUCGCUAACCCAGCUCAACAACAUGGCGAAUGGCCCGCUGCCGCCGCUCGCGGCCACUGGGCCCACCGGCCCCCCUAGCUUGCCGCCUCCUCAGCCAGCCACCACGCCGACCCACGGGGGUCCGCCGACACCGCACGCCGGUGUCACAGGUGGGCCCCAUCUCAAUGGAGCGUCUCCAAGCCCUCACCCCAUGCCGCCCCACGGGAUGAUGAGCGGCUCGCCUCACGCCCCUCACCCGCACAUGGGCGGAGGCGGGCCCUCGCCCCAUCCUCACCACCCCGGCCCCCACAUGGUCGGCUCGCCUCAUCACCCCGGUCCGCAUCCCAUGGGCCCAGCCGCCGGCAUGAUGGGCCCGGCCGGUAUGCAGCCCCAGGCCGCGCCCGGGAUGUGCGGACCAGGACCAACCGGCCCGAUGGGGCCCCACGCUCAUCCUCAGGGACCUGGAGUGCCCGGACAACCGCACAUGCACAACGACCCCUUUUACUGCUCUCCCUUUGGAUCGCAUUACUUCAGUCUUUACGCGUCAAAAAUGAAAGAAUCGAAUGGAAUAGUAUGUCGACUCUGCCAGACAUACGCUCAAAAAUCGUUGCCUGUCCCCAGGAGGCAUACUCCGUACUUUGGCCAACCGGACUACAGGCUCUACGAGUUGAACAAGAGGUUACAACAGCGUACAGAGGAGAGCGACAAUCUUUGGUGGGACGCAUUCGCGACUGAAUUCUUCGAGGAUGACGCAACCUUAACCCUCACGUUCUGCUUGGAGGACGGACCCAAGAGAUACACGAUAGGAAGGACGUUAAUACCUAGGUACUUCCGUUCAAUAUUCGAGGGCGGCGUGACGGAACUUUACUACAAUUUGAAACACCCGAAGGAGUCAUUUCACAAUACCAGCAUAACCCUCGACUGUGAUAACUGCGUUAUGGUUACGCAUCACGGGAAACCGAUGUUCACGAAGGUAUGCACGGAGGGUAGAUUAAUAUUGGAAUUCACGUUUGACGACCUUAUGAGGAUAAAGUCGUGGCACAUGUCGGUGAGGACGCACAAGGAGCUCGUGCCUAGAACUGUGGUCGGUAUGCAACAGGACCCGACGAUGCUCGAACAGCUUAGCAAGAACAUCACGAGGCAGGGCAUCACCAAUUCCACCCUCAACUAUCUUAGGUUAUGCGUGAUCUUGGAACCGAUGCAAGAGUUGAUGUCGAGGCACAAGGCGUACGCGUUGUCACCGCGGGACUGCUUGAAGACGACCUUGUUCCAGAAAUGGCAGAGGAUGGUUGCCCCGCCGGAAUCGCAGAGGCCGGCCAGCAAGCGGAGAAAGCGGAAGGGUAGUACGUCGGGUCCCGGGAACAACGCACCACCCGCCCCCAGCAAAAAGAGAUCACCGGGGCCUAAUUUUUCUCUGGCGUCGCAGGUGAGCGAUUCGAAUAGCCCCGUUUCUCGAGCAAAUCGGUUGGAGCAAGCUCUGAUCCCCUUUUCGAUCCAGGACGUGAUGGUUGUCGGUGAACCGUCGCUGAUGGGAGGGGACUUCGGCGAGGAGGACGAGCGGGUAAUCACGAGGUUGGAGAACACGCAGUACGACGCCACCAACAGCCUGGACCCGCACAGUCACGACACGCCGGGCGGGCCGCCCCCGCAUCCCCAUCAGUUCCACUCGGAACCGACCCCGGGUAACUCUUGGCCCCCGGACCGCGGUCCCGGCCCGCCACAAGGAGGGCCCGGCAGCCAGGUAAUUGUCCACCACUCGAAACAGAUCGUUCUCGAGGAAACGUACGAGAGGCAAGGGAACGUGGGUCGAUGGGUGACGUGCAAUGGGGAUUACAGGGAGUUCAAGGUGGGCAGGGUGGCGCAGCAGCGGGUGUACAGGGGACGCAGGACGCCAGUCAACAGCAACAAGACAAGAAGAGUCCCGCGGUGAGCCAGUGAGGCCAGGAGUCCCCGCGCCCCCCCACCAGGGGGCGACGGGGGCGCAGGCCCAAGAACAUGGCUCCCUAGCGGGGCGAGAACCCUAACCUCCCCGGCGCCUACUUAGCCUCGACCGGGUGCUCGGCCGGCAGGCUGCCACACGUUGGCCUGUCCCAUCCACUGGCUUGCCAUCAGCCUGGCCUGUCCGGGCAUCACACGGAGCAGCAGGUGCAAUUGGGCCACGCCGCGGCGGCGGCUGCAGCCGCAGCCUCCAUGGGAAUGGAGUCCUCGGAGCUGGUCGCGGUCGCCCAUUACCAGGCGCAACAGCUUCAGCGGCAAUUGUUGGCCGAGCAGUCGGGUCCGGGCGGCAUGUUGCCGCCGGCUGCUCAGCCUACUGGUGGAGGCUUGACGCAGUCGCUACAGCAGCCGCAGCAAGCUCAGUCUCAGGGCCAAGAUCCGCUGCAAAGCCUGAUGCAACAGCUCAUCUGUUUGCAACAGAUCGAAUACUUUUUCGCACAGCGUGGUCACAAGUGAAAACUCGAUUCGUCGCCGAGCGAGAGGGGAUUGAUCGCGCGAGGAGGAGCGUGUGAUCGGUUGUUUCCUCUUUUUUCCUCUUCCUUUUUGGGGGGAGGGGAGCUGGGAGUGACCAACAAUUUCUCCCCGAACUCUCGCUUCGGGAACACCAACGGACUCUCCGUGAAAACGAAGAAAAGUGGACAAGUGCGCGCCGCUCGCGUUUACAUCGACCCGUUUAGACGACGACUUCGUUCACGAGCAUGACGAUACUUUCUUAACGCGUGUUUUUUGUGAUCCACUCUGUUCGAGAUACCGAGCUGUUACUGAUUCGAGGCUGAGAAUGGACGCGCAGUUUUCCGUUCGAGGUUUCCCCCGAUACGCGGGCUACAUAAACAGGUAUAUAUGCACGCAAAAGAAUAUACGUAUAUAUGUAUGUACAUACAUGUAUAUGUACAACCACAGACGCGCAAAGAAAAACUUAUUGGUUGGUCGAUCCUCGAAUGGAGAAAGGGGAGGUGCGCGGUGUCUCCGAAUUCGUCGAGCUGCAAAGGAGGCAGCCGAUCAAAUCAAAACGCAUCCGCGUGGCAUUUCGAUGUCAGAACGAUCCGAAAUACCAUUAGCGAGAAUCGUGAAACCCGGCCCCCCUUGGUCGAGAUUAUGCAAAGGGGGGGCCGGUCGUUUAGCGUGUGAUAAAACAUUAAUGUCAAAUGAAACAAAGUAUAUAAGAAAAUAAAGGGAAUAGGAAAGGGGAGGAUGAUUGGACUGUCGGUGGUGAAACGAAAUGGAAGAGGCAGAAGAAGAAGUAGAAGAGGAAGAAGAAGAAGACGAAGAAGAAGAAGAAGAAGAGGAGAAACACAUGAUAAAAUAAUGGGGGAUGAUGAUAAAAGUUGAACGUAAUACGGUACGCCGCGCACGGCAGGGACGAUCGUUCGCUCUGGUGCGAGCUGUGAAUGAAUCUCUAUCCGUCAACAGUAUUGAUAUAAUUAAUAGAAUAAAUGAAUAUAAAAUAUUGUAAGAGGUAUAUCGUAAGUACGUAUUGUGCAAGCGUAUGAUGCGAGAUAUAGGAGAGAGCGAAAGAAUGUAUGUGUAUGUGUGUGUGUAUGCGUGCGUACGUGUGAGAGAGAGAGAGCAAGAGUGAUGUGAUACAUCGAAUUGGAUGACGAGAGGGUGUGGGUGUGUAAGAGACCGGAUUAUCUCUUUUUAGAUUCGAAAUGAAUUUUUAAGCGCGGAGCCCGAUCGAACGCCAACGCACAGGCCCUGAUUGCCCCUGCGGACAACAACAAUCUUUCGAACAUUUUAUCCUUUUUAUUGUUGCUAUUCUUUACCUCGAUGACGAGAAAGAUGACGAGACGAGUCCGAGAAAGAUGGCCAAUGUUUUAAUUUUCCAAUGUGAACGUUCGACACACGUCUAUAUAUUGUUUCUUUCUUUCUUUGAAAAAAGAAAAAAAAGAAGAAGAGAAAAGAAAGGAAAGAAAAAGGAGAAGUAUAGAGCGAGAGGGAUGCUCUAAAAAAAAAAAAAUCAAUUCUCGUUUUCUUCUUCGAGCGCGCAUACUCUCUCUCGCUGUUUAUCGUUUCACGAUAUUCGUCGGUUUGUCACACGCGCGAUACACCCAGCAUAGCGCGUAUCCACGUCCAAUCAUUGUGUGACCCUCGUGAAGUAUAAUUUUCACGAGUUUUUCUAUACGGUGUGCAUGUGCUUUUUUUUUUCGUCGAAUGUAAUUGUAUAAAGAGCAACGUUUUUUCGAGGACAAAAUUUCGCGAGACAAUUAUCGUCGUCGACGAUAAUCUUUAAAUUUUGACUUUUCACGAGAUCGAACGAGAAUAUGACCGUGUAUAUGAAACCUCCUUUCGAAAAUGGGCGGCGAGGAAAAAGAAAGAAAGAAAGAAAGAAAAAAAAGAAGAAGAAGCGAAACAUUUUAUACACGGCACGAUUGCGUACACUGUGAAUCAUUCUAGCAUUAAAGUUCCUUGCGCGUUACGUUUGUACACGAUGUUCCUCAUUGUAUGCUUAUAUGUUUGUUCCUAUUUUUGUAUUAAUCUUCGUGAUUCGUUGUGUUCUCUUCCUUCGCUGUUAAGCUCGCGCCAAGUAUAACGGGGCAUUAUAUCUACCUUUUUCACUGGCGUUUUUUUUUUUUACUCGAAUCCUCGUCGCCAUAUUGAAUUCCUUUUCGAUUAAUAAACGCGAAUCUUCGAAUCUACCUUUCACGUCCUAUCUUCUGUUCUUUUUCUCUCUUUCUCUUUUUCUUUCCUCGCUAUUCAUUUUAUUCGUCAAUUCGUUCGAAUUUUCCUUCUUCUGCUUUUCGCGCGGACCACGAACGUUCACAUGAAUUUCCUGUAUUCCAUUUUUUACAACGUUUUAUCGCGCUCGAUCAUGGAAAUUUAGAAUGAUAGAUGAAAAUUAGCGUGUCCAAAUAAAGAGGAAAUUUUCGAACAUGUUCGCGUCAUGUAUAAUGUAUAAUCGUCGCUCACAAUACGCUACGCUUAAUUGUAAGAAGAGAACAUUGCUUUAGUUUUAUCGAGACGUAUAUAUUUAUUAAUUUUCUUUCUUUUUUCUUCGAUUGGUGUCACCACGAGGACAUGGUACGAGCUUUGCUUGCGAUUCCGAUUUUCGAAACUGUCGUCGAUUCCAAACUGAUUCGAAUGAUUAUGCGUAUUUCUUUUUUUUUUUUAUCAUUAGUCGACGUUCUUUCGUGGCUCGAUUCCUCUUGCGAAAUCAUUGCGAUAUUUUGCCUAUCCGCUUCGUUGUUAUCGUUCGAUUUGAAGAUUAUUCCAGCAUCAAAUUGAGUAAUAUCGAUGAACGGAGUUAAACCAGACCACUCUCGUAAACCGCGCAAUGAUACAAUUCGUUUCAAAAUUGAAAAGAUAUCCUCAAAAAAAAAAAUUCAGAGAAAUUCGAGCCACUAAGCGUCGUCGACACGUUUCAACACUUUAAGAUACGCGGGGUCCCUAGGUUCGGAGUGACUCGGAAAAAUUCGGGCGGGCUCGGGCGAGAUCGCGAUAUCUCAUUGCUCCUCCGAUCUCGCCCGAAUUUUCCCGACUCGCUUCCAUUUUCGCGAACUCUCCCGACGUUGCCCGAAAUCUUCCGACCCGCCGCGAAAUUCAAACGAUCAUCUCACCAUCCGGGAUAAUAAACCGUAAGAUUUGGCCAACGAGGUGGUAAAAAAAAAUGUUACGAUUAAAAUUAAACAAAGAAAAAAAUAAAUAAAUAAAAUAAAAUAAAAAUUUCGCGGAAUCUCAUCUCAUCUCGGAUCCCGUGAAAGAGGGUCGGAACAUCGACGAACGUGUGCUCGUCAGCUUCGAAACAAAGGGAUCCACGAAGAAUAAUAUAGAGAUAGGGGAGAGGGCACGAACGUCGGCGUUUCAUCACGUCCAUGAACUCUGCGCUUUCACUGAUGGUUUCACUCGAGAUGAACGGAUUUUUGCCGGAUUCGAUUUUUGGUGGACGGUAGAAACUUUUUUUCCCUCCCCCGAGAAUAUGUACAAAGUCAUCGUAUUACACGCAUUGUCACACACACACACACGCACACGCACAUAUAUAUACACAUACACACAUUCAAAUUUACCACAGGAGAGUCAGUCCGUGUACACACAGUCGUUCUCCUUCCCGGUACGUUUUGUUUCAAACAAGGUGGGGGAAUGAAAAAAGGAGAAAAAAACGGUGCUUUGCGAAAUUUCCAAAAAAACCAAAAUGGCGGAGUGACGAGUUCAAUGUUUGUACUACUCUUUCGGCUAUGCGCGGGGACGAUUGCUCGAAGGAAAGAGAAGCGCGAGUCGUCCAAUUAGGCGCAAUACCAUGUAACACGUACACAGAGACCACACAUUUAACGACUACGAAUCAUUGAAUUAGAUAGAUAAGUUACGCGUGAUGCCAGUACAGUCCCACGGCGUGAGAGUGUGCGAAGAGAGAGAGAAAGGAAGGAAGGGGGGAAAAAAAAAAGAAGAGAAAAGAGAAACGAAAAGAGAGUGCGGUGUUUCUUCUAAAAAAAUAUAUAUAUAUAUAUAUAUAAAAAAGUAAAAAAAAAAAAAUCGGAAAAUUCGAGCGGUAUGCCUGACUUCCACUGCGACUUUUCACUGUUCUAUUAUUCGGGAGGAGAAACAUUGUGGGAAGGAAACAUUGUGCGAGCGAUUUGAUUUGCGUGUGGCUGCGUCGCGAACGAGAGACAGAAUGAAAUAAUAAAUCGCGCAUGCGAGUGUGAGAGGGAGAGGUGUUCUUUCUUUUUUUUUCUGGGGGCGAGAAAGUAGGAUUAAAUGCAACCGAUUAAUUUCGACACGAGCAUGCGGUGGGUUUUAGGAUAAAUGAUCUAUUGACAAAUGUUGUAUAUUAUUACGAAUUAUAAUGACACUAUUAUAAUUAAUUAAUUAACUAAUUAAUUAAUUAUUAUACCCUAAUAACGUGAAUUGAAUUAAAAGAAAAUGAAAAAAAAAAAAUAUACAAAGCGACAGAAGACAGAAAGCGGAAAGAAUGAAAUAUAUACGCGAGAGUACGCGAGAGAUGGGUAAAUAGGAAGAUGAAAAGGGGGAAAAAAAAUAAAAUAAAUAAAUAAAUGAAUAAAAAAAAAUAAAACAAAUUUUAAAUUGUUUGCAAAGCACACACCGGAGGAGAGCCGGAGGGGAUAACGAGCCGAGAUUUUCAAGGUUUCGAGAUGAAACGCGGGCCGAUCGGAUUAGCCUCGUUAUCGUGUUGUCGGAUGAAAAAAAAAAAGGAGAAACGAGAAUAAAGGAAGUCGAAACGAGGAAGUGUUCUGGCGCUGGCGAGACCGAGGAAAAGGACUGCUUAUGCUUUGCCAACGAGAAGUGCAUCGACCAACUUUCCAACGAAAAUAAAAUCAUUUUCUUCUGUCGAGUUUCUCUCGCUUUCGUACCGCGACCAUUACACGCGAACCCUGUACAUUCUUCGACUUUGUAAAUUUUUCUGCUAGUAAACGAAUUCGGAUUUUA